CUCCAACCACACACAUCCCACAUUCAUCAUCAAUUACCAUUUUGCCGUAUAAAAGAAGAAAAGAAAGCAUAGUCAACAAUUCAAGCAAUUUCCUCUCACCUUCCCACCUCCACCUUUUCCUAAACACUAGGCCACACAAUCUCCCCCCAUCAACAUCAUUACUUUCUCCCCAUUCCACCUAACCAAACCUAACCUAUCCAUUCCACUUCAUUUCCAUCCAAAAAAAAACAACCCCUCUCCCAACAAUGGCGAACAUCCCCUCCGACCUCUUCACCGACAUCCUCUCCUUACUCCCCGUCCUCCCCCUCCUCCGCUUCCGAUUAUCCUCUAAAUCCCUCCGCUCCCUCAUCGACAGCCACAACUUCAUCAACCUCCACCUCCACAACUCCUCCAACUCCACCCUCAUCCUCCGCCACAACUCCGAUCUCUACCAACUCAACUUCCCCACGCUCACCACCUUAACUCCUCUCAACCACCCCCUCAUGUGUUACAGCAACCGCAUCACUCUCUUCGGAUCCUGCAACGGUAUCCUCUGCAUCUCCAACAUCGCCGACGACAUCGCUUUCUGGAACCCUAACAUACGUAAACACCGGAUCAUCCCUUAUCUACCUAUCUCUCCCCGUUCUGAAUCAGACACCUCUCUCUUCGCCGCUAGAGUACACGGAUUCGGUUACGAUCCGUUUGGUUCUGAUUAUAAGCUGGUGAGAAUCUCUUAUUACGUUGAUCUGCAACAACGAACUUUCGAUUCGCAGGUGAGGCUUUUCAGCUCGAAGACGAAUUCGUGGAAGGCGCUUCCGAGUAUGAAUUAUGCUCUUUGCUGUGCGAGAACCAUGGGAGUUUUGGUUGAGAAUUCUCUCCAUUGGAUUGUGACUCGGAAGCUUGAACCGUUUCAGCCGGAUUUAAUCGUUGGGUUUAAUCUUACACUCGAGGUUUUCGAAGAGGUUCCUCUUCCGGAAGUUGAUGACAGUGAAAGUUUUGAAAUUGAUGUUGCGGUUUUGGGAGGGUGUCUUUGUAUGAUUGUGAAUUAUCAAGCUAGUAAAGUUGAUGUGUGGGUGAUGAGAAAAUAUGGAUCUGGAGAUAGUUGGUGUAAGCUGUUUACUUUGAUUGAACCGUGUUUUAUUUUGCCGUUGAAAUCGUUGAGGCCUUUGGGUUAUUCGGAGGAUCGAAAUAGGGUUUUAUUGGAAGUUGAACGGAAGAAGCUAGUUUGGUAUGAUUUUAAGACUGGACAAGUUGUUGAUGUUCAAGGGAUUCCUAGUUUGAAUGAAGGCAUGAUUUGUGUUGAGAGCCUUGUGCCACCUUCCUUGCCUAUGGAUAAUUAUAGGAAGGAGAUUCAGCAUAAGUUGAGAUGCGAAAGUAUAAGCAAUAGAAGGGAUGACUUCUUGUCUCAAGGAUUUAAAUUGACACUGUAAGGGAGUGAUGGAAGAGCCAAUGAUGUGUAGCUUAAACCUGAAGCUCCAGUUGUUUCUGGCGAUGGAAUUAAUCACUUUGGUUUGCGGGAAGGGUUGAUAAUGGAGCUGCACCAUUUUAAUCUUUCUUGAAUUGUGUGAGAUUAUACUUCCUUCUCUCAUGUAAAGAUCUCACAUAGGGGGUCCAUUUCCGGUAGAACUGUGAAGGCAUGGUCUCCGGUGCAAAAAAGCCUACGAAAAUGGUACAAACAUCUCAAAGUCAGAAUAGAAUGUUGAAGAUGAAGAAAAAAGGAUACUAAAUGUACAUGACUUGUUUCCUUUAAUUUCCGAUCUUGCGGCACCUGCUAUACACAAUACAAAUAAAAAUGGCCCGAAUGUCGUUUGGGUGUAUGUUGUUUGGGUGUAACAAAGUGUAGUAAAGUGGCUUAUAUGUUGUUAUGGUGUACAAAGUAUUGAAAAACUUUAUAGUACUAUGUGAUUCUGUAUAUAUGCGAGUUAAUCUGGUUUUACUGUCAACUAUAAUGAAACUUUUACAUUUGGAAUCUUA
Vicia villosa (hairy vetch) is the source of this 1953-nucleotide messenger RNA. RefSeq names its product F-box protein CPR1-like. The transcript has 2 exons. The record is from RefSeq and is a predicted model, not a curated record. Gene Ontology annotation, molecular function: protein binding. Bases 246 to 1409 code for a protein of 387 amino acids. Lineage: Eukaryota; Viridiplantae; Streptophyta; Magnoliopsida; Fabales; Fabaceae.